CAUCACCGCCGACUCUGACUGCUCCAUCACCACCAGCGACUCUUACCGCUUCAUCACCACUAGCGACUCUUACCGCUACAUCACCACCAGCAAUUCUAACUGCUCCUUCAUCCCCCAAUGCCGACCCUACCACCUUCGCAACCAUUCCGAAUGUCACGAAUGAACGUCGUCGCACUGUCUCCGCUCUCGUCGGGGGGUCUUACUGUAACUUCUACCCCUGUUCAUAUCCACCCUAUAAUUCCCAAAGCGCAGCCUACGGUUACGACCACCGUACUCAUCAUAGUUCCCCAAAAAACGAUUACGACCCUUUUGGGCAAUUCAGAGGACACCACCCCAACUUUCCCUCAUACCCUCACUGCGGCAACACCACAAAUCACCCCACACCCACGAGAGACGCAUGUGCAUUACGUUACCCGCCGUCACCUCUCCGUCUCCGACCGCCGUCGCCAUUGGACCGCGACCCACAAGAACCCGCUUCGUUUGCAAACGAACAUUCGACGGGAAACCGUCGAACAUUUGGAGCGAUAAGGGUUGCUGGGAGUGGAGGAUCAUCUUUAUCGGUCUGUGUAUGGCGGCGAUCAUACCGGGGGUUUUGGUGGGUGCUUACGGCGCGGAGUUGGACUUUUGGUAGGCGGUGUUGGCGAGG
This is a messenger RNA of Tricharina praecox, 646 nucleotides long. RefSeq lists its product as uncharacterized. Bases 118 to 528 code for a protein of 136 amino acids. The transcript has a single exon. NCBI's taxonomy places the organism in Eukaryota, Fungi, Ascomycota, Pezizomycetes, Pezizales, Pyronemataceae. The record is from RefSeq and is a predicted model, not a curated record.